This is a messenger RNA of Cavenderia fasciculata, 1395 nucleotides long. RefSeq lists its product as uncharacterized. Bases 1 to 1395 code for a protein of 464 amino acids. Lineage: Eukaryota; Evosea; Eumycetozoa; Acytosteliales; Cavenderiaceae. The transcript has a single exon. The record is from RefSeq and is a predicted model, not a curated record.
AUGUUUAAAAGAAAAAGAGGUGGAGAUGAUAAUAAUAGUAAUAAUGUAGAUGGUUAUAAUAGUAAGGAUGAUAGAGAUACAUCAUCAACAACGAUAUUUACAGAUAAACAAAGUAAAAGAAAUGAAUCAUUUGUACAAUCAGUAGCUAAAAGAAGAGCUGAUAGAAUUGAUCAACAACAACAACAAGAGAAUAAUAACUAUGAUACUACUACAAAACAAAAGAAAUUGAAAUGGGUCAAACCUGGUACUGUACCAACUGAUCAAGAUCGUUGUCAAUUUGUAAAGUAUAAUGAUAAUCAUCAUCAUGGCUUUGGAAAAAGAUGUAAAUCAAAAAAAGAACAACAAUCCUCUUCAUCUUCAUCUUUGUCCCCAUCUUCAUCUUUAUCUUUGAAAUAUUGUAAAUAUCACAAGAAUGUUGACAAUGUUGAAUAUGGAAGAUGUAAAGGAUGCUCCUCAAAAUCAAUGAAACAAUGUAAAAAAUAUGUUUUAAAAAAGGAUGUAUUCUGUAAACAACAUCUUAUACCUUUAUACUCUAAAAUCAUUGAAAAAUUAAAUCAAAAUAAUAAUAAUCAAAAUAAGAUUGAUGAAAUUUAUAAUCAUCCUACUUGGAAUUGGAAUAAUAAUCAAAACAAAGAGGAAAAGGAUAUUUUUAUCGAAUUGGAUCAAGAAUUUGAAUUACCAGUUAAUAAUAAUAAUAAUAAUUUGGAUGGUAAUUCUUCAGAUGAACAACCAUCAUUUCCAAUUGAUUUUUCAAGUACAAAAUUAAAUCAUUUAAAUGAUUUAAGAUUAUCAAGAUUGGAAUCAAGUAAAAGAAAUAAUCUAAAGAUUAUUCCAAAAGAAAAGAAUUCUUCUCAACAGGAUGAAAAUAUCAAUGUUAAUAGUAAAAAGAACAAGAAAAAAAAGAAAAAGAAUAACAAUGAUCCAAACUAUUUUAUUAAAAUUAAAAGAAAAGGAAAUAAUAAUUCUAAAAUCAAAAAACAAAAAGAACAAGAAGAAAUUAAAACUAUAACAAAUACAACAAACAAAUUAAAACAAAAUAUAAAGGAAAAAGAAAAGGAAAAAGAAAAGGAAAAAGAACAAGAAAAAGAAAAAGAAACAAACAAAUUAAAACAAAACAUUGAAAAAGAAAAAGAAAAUAUUACGAAAAUAUCAUUUUCAAUUACUCCUGCAACCAUCACCAACGCCACGAAAACUACAACAACUACAAUACCUAAAAACAAAGAAACCCCAUCCGCCAAACCUAAGGCAACAACAAAACAAACCAAUCCAACAACAACAACAACAACGAUACCAACGAAACCACCCCUAACAACAACAUCAAAAAAACCAAUAUUUUUUGGAAAGGUUACAUCAAUUAUGGAUGAGUUAGGCUGGGAUGAUGACGAAGACGAAUAA